Acanthamoeba castellanii str. Neff is the source of this 369-nucleotide messenger RNA. RefSeq names its product TRM112 family protein. The coding region runs from base 1 to 369 and encodes 122 amino acids. Gene Ontology annotation, molecular function: protein heterodimerization activity. The transcript has 3 exons. The record is from RefSeq and is a predicted model, not a curated record. NCBI's taxonomy places the organism in Eukaryota, Discosea, Longamoebia, Acanthamoebidae. Gene Ontology annotation, biological process: peptidyl-glutamine methylation; rRNA (guanine-N7)-methylation; tRNA methylation.
AUGAAGCUGCUUACUCACAACAUGCUGCAGUGCAAUAAGAAGGGCUGCACGAGCAACAACUACCCUCUGGCCCUCCAUGCCCAGGAGGUGAGCCGAGAGGAGAGCGAAUUUCGUCCCGAAUUUCUGAAGCACAUGCUCACCAAGCUUGACUACUCCGCUCUUGUCUUCGCCGCCAAAGCAUUGUCUAUCGAAAUCCCGGAACAGAUGCCAACCAACGCUGCGGACGAUGACAACUUCCUCCGAGGUCUGCAUACGGCUCUCGUCGAGAUCAACGUGAAGGAGGGCGAACUCAAGUGCCAGAACUGCUCCCGUUCGUUCCCCAUCAGCAAAGGCAUCCCCAACAUGCUUCUCAACGAAGAGGAGGUGUAA